AUGGCCUUAUCCAGAACCACCAGCAAAUGGUGGGUUUUGGGGGAGACCACUGCGAUCAUUGAUUGGUGUGAGGAAAACUAUGUUGUUUCCAAGUACGUCGCGGAAUGGUCCAACACUAUUAGUAACUCGAUGUUCUUGCUCACAGCUGCGUAUUCCACGUACUGUGCGUACAGAAACGGGUUAGAACGCAGAUUUAUACUGAUAGGUUUGGGGUUUGCGUUGGUGGGUGUUGGAUCCUGGUUGUUCCAUAUGACUUUGAAAUUCAGAUUCCAGUUACUAGACGAAUUGCCCAUGGUGUACGCAACGGCGAUCCCAGCGUGGUCUGUCUUCUGCGAGUUCAAUUGGUCCACGUACAGGUAUCACACGGAGAAAGUGUCUCCUAAAAAGCAACUGUGGAUGUUUUUCGGGAUUAUGUCCUUCGUCACAGCGCUCACAUACGUUUACAUCAAGUACCGGAUUGUGCUUCUGUUCCAGUUUCUGUACGGGCUGCUCACCAUCGCAGUCGUGGCUAUAUCCACAUCCUUCGCAUACUUUAUGGAGGCUAAGGACCCCAUGGUCAAGAAGAACCUGUGCGCGACAAUGGGACUAGGUAUAGUCCUCUUCUCCGUUGGGUUUGUGUUCUGGGAAAUGGAUCAACUGUUCUGCCCCUUUUGGAUCCAUAUUAGAAGAGAGUACCUUGCCUUACCACUAGGUGUGCUACUGGAGAUGCAUGGAUGGUGGCACUUGCUCACGGGGAUGGGUGUUUACACUUACUUAGUCGCGUUGCAGUACUUAAGAGCACUUACACUCGGCGUCGACAAGGAUUUCACUUUCAUCUGGAGGUGGGGGGUUAUCCCAGAGAUUAUUAGAAAUGACCUCGCUAUCACUACGAAAUACUCCCUUGAGUUUUGGGGGCCAUACAUCUCCGAGGGUGACAACCACACCCAGGAAUCGUUGCCAUCGACUAACCGUGACGUCUCCGUCGCUCAGACUGCUGAUCCAAUGACAGGGGGGAAGGUGGUACAAACGGGGCAGGUGCAAGGAUGA
Messenger RNA from Huiozyma naganishii CBS 8797, 1026 nucleotides. RefSeq names its product alkaline dihydroceramidase (gene YDC1). The record is from RefSeq and is a predicted model, not a curated record. NCBI's taxonomy places the organism in Eukaryota, Fungi, Ascomycota, Saccharomycetes, Saccharomycetales, Saccharomycetaceae. Gene Ontology annotation, cellular component: endoplasmic reticulum membrane. Bases 1 to 1026 code for a protein of 341 amino acids. The transcript has a single exon. Gene Ontology annotation, biological process: ceramide catabolic process; ceramide biosynthetic process.